Molecule: messenger RNA, 1296 nt
Organism: Lactuca virosa
Lineage: Eukaryota; Viridiplantae; Streptophyta; Magnoliopsida; Asterales; Asteraceae
Source: the annotation of a GenBank genome assembly
GUCUCAUACCAUAACCCCUUACAGGCUAUAAUCUAAACCCUAACACUCGCUCCGAAACCAGAGAGGAAGAAGCUUCAAUCAACAAUGGCUAAUCGACGACGUUUUCAAACCUUAACCCAACAGCUUUACAAAUCAACACUUCAUCGGGAUCCUCCGUCACUCCUUCAGCACCUCAGAACACUGACGGAGAUCCCAAAUUUGCCUAAAAACUCCUUCCACCCUAAAUCCCACUACACUCUUUCGACCCCUAAUUUCUAUUCCUCAUCAACAAAUUUCACGACAUAUCGCCAUUUCUCGUCUGAUAGACACGAUAACAGCGAUAACAACGAUGAAAGUGAAGAAGAUGAUAGUGAUUAUGACGAUGACGAUGUUGAUGAUGAUGAAAUGACGGAGGAUUCGGCAAAUCAUGCUGCAAAGAGAGAGUAUUCGCCGGAGGAGAAAGAAGCCGAGGCGGCUGCCAUUGGGUAUAAGGUGAUUGGGCAGCUCCAGCGGUCGGACCGGGUUUUUAAGUCGUAUGAACCUGUUUUUGCUGUUAUUCAGAUUGGAUCACAUCAGUUCAAAGUGAGCAAUGGGGAUUGCAUAUAUACAGAGAAAUUGAAGUUCUGUGAAGUGCACGAUAAGUUAAUUUUAAAUAAGGUUCUGAUGUUGGGUUCCAAGACUCAGACAAUGAUUGGUCGACCUGUUUUACCUGAGGCCACUGUUCAUGCUGUUGUGGAAGAGCAUGCUUUGGAUGCAAAAGUAAUCAUAUUUAAGAAAAAGAGAAGAAAGAAUUAUCGCCGAACAAAAGGUCAUAGACAGGAAUUGACAAAGCUAAGGAUAACUGAUAUACAAGGAAUCGAAAAGCCAGAAAUACCAACUCCUGAAAAGGCUGCUACAAAGAAAGUAGAAAAGGCGGCGGUUGCUGCAUAGGAUGAAGUUUGUUGAUGUUUUUUUUGUCAUUAGAUUGUUUUAAUUAGAAUUCUCUUUUUUAUAUUUUUGCCAAUGAUCCUUAAAAUUCACAAACCAAUGUGGGACCACACUCACUAAGGAUGAACAAAACAUUCUUAUUAGGGUGUGGAUACAUCUCUUUUCAAGAUGCGUUUUAAAUCUGUGAGGGCAACAGAUCCCAUAAGCAGUGCUUAUCAGUACCAGGAUGGGUGACCUAUUUGGAAGUUUGGGUAUCUAGUUGCCUAAAUCGGACAAUAUCUUAGUGUGUGUGUGUUUGGGAUGUUACAAAACAAAUAUAUAAGUAUCUAAUCACUUGUUUUGUUAGGAGAUGUUGCUAUUUUUUGUAUUAAAUAAGCAAAUACACAGAAC